Messenger RNA from Leptosia nina, 294 nucleotides. The record is from the annotation of a GenBank genome assembly. Lineage: Eukaryota; Metazoa; Arthropoda; Insecta; Lepidoptera; Pieridae.
AUGAAUGUAUUAGUUGGUAGAGCUGUCAAAAGCGACUUUUAUAUUGAAAUUAUAUAUUUGUAUGCCUUAGAAGCUACAGUAGAAGACUCCGCGGAUGGACCCGAAGAUGCACGUCACCGUAGACAUUGUCGCAGAAGGGCUACAGCAGAAGACUCCGCGGAUGGACCCGAAGAUGCACGUCACCGUAGACAUUGUCGCAGAAAAGCUAGAGCAGAAGACUCCGCGGAUGGACCCGAAGAUGCACGUGACAAUGGACAUAUAAGAGGUGUAGUAAAAGUUCGAAUGUUCAGCUAA